AUGUACUCUAGGCAAUCAAGCUUUGUCGCUCAAGAGACGAAUGAGCACGUUGUGCUCACUGCCAACUUCAACCGUCGGAACUCUAGCGCCCCGUUCUCUCUCUCUCGCCAAAGCUCUGUCAUUCACAGACGCUCGACGCUAGCCCAGCUGACGACCAUCGACUUUGAGCACACCGACAUUACCAGCGCUCGUCACAACAGUGACGUUCAAGGCACUCCUAUUCUCGUUCGAGUCGGCCAAAAGUUCUCCACGCUGCUCCCGAAGCAUGCGCGACGCGUCCAGGAGCGACGAAAAUCUUUGAAGAUUGACAUGAGGACGGAGAUUCGAGUCGAAACGGAUGGAUUGUACCUUGAUGAUGAUGUUGCAAGCACCCGAAAUGGCUCAUCUCUGAGCAUUGCUCGCACGCUCCCUGAAGACGACUCUUCGCCACCAGCGGAUCUUUAUGCCGUGCCUCAUGACCAAGAGUGCUACGCAAGAAGUCAACAAGUCCCAUUCCCACUUGGCUCGUGCAGUCGCGAUGAAGUCCAGGCGCGAGAUAGUGGCGAAGGGCAACAUGUACACCAUACUCGGGCUUGUUCACAACCAACCAUGCAUAGAUAUAUUCCAGUCUCCCGCCUUGCUCAGAAUCAAAAGGCAUCUACAUCGGCAGCAAAGGGCCGUCCUUGGACAGCAACGUCAUCGGACUCUCCAACAAGUGAUUCGAUCUAUGUGCCCACAGUGCCACCCAAGAGAUCUCUGGUCCGCGUUCGCGUCCGAGAAUUGUUGAAUCUUCUCCUUGGCGGAGAAAGAGGCAAUAAAGCGCAAAGAGCUAAAGCAGCGGUCGGCGUUGUCCGCCAAGCGUCGCUAAAGCGCAAGAAUACAACAAGCAGUCGAAAGGCUCAACCUCACUCGCCUACUAUUCGCGCACGCGUUGCUCAUCAGAUGCAUGGCUUCAGCGACAAAGCCUCACCCCUCUGCGCAGAAUCCGGCUCGCGGCUCGACUAUUUCAGGGCCUCGACUCUUCACUCCACAAUACCACAGUCGCAAAUCUAG
Messenger RNA from Serendipita indica DSM 11827, 1032 nucleotides. The record is from the annotation of a GenBank genome assembly. NCBI's taxonomy places the organism in Eukaryota, Fungi, Basidiomycota, Agaricomycetes, Sebacinales, Serendipitaceae.